Pocillopora meandrina is the source of this 395-nucleotide messenger RNA. NCBI's taxonomy places the organism in Eukaryota, Metazoa, Cnidaria, Anthozoa, Scleractinia, Pocilloporidae. The record is from the annotation of a GenBank genome assembly.
AUGUUGGAGAACAGGCUGCAGGAGCGCUCUGUACCCUUUAAGCCCACACUAGUCUUCCCUGAAGUUGUUGUUACGACAUGUGAAUUACACACUCAGUGAAAAGCAACAACUGUAUUUUAUGUCCAAAUAAGGAAAAAAGUAACGUGACAAGUGACGCAUUUAUCGUAACAGUUGUGUACAGUUCAAAUAAUUUCAAUUGCUUGAAAGACGUACCUGGAAAGCUUAUAAGAACAGUUACUGAACCUGCGGCAUCCGCUGCUGAAGGUCGUGGUUUGAAUGAGGCCGUUGAAGGAGAGGAGAGCACGUUUACUGUGACUACAAAUGAUAUCAAGGGCCAAGUAGUUUAUAGCGAAAUUGAUCAGGUCAAUGUUGAAAUAAUCUCCAUCAGCACUUAA